This is a messenger RNA of Dichotomopilus funicola, 333 nucleotides long. Its product is annotated as mitochondrial ribosomal protein L31-domain-containing protein. Gene Ontology annotation, cellular component: mitochondrial large ribosomal subunit. NCBI's taxonomy places the organism in Eukaryota, Fungi, Ascomycota, Sordariomycetes, Sordariales, Chaetomiaceae. Gene Ontology annotation, molecular function: structural constituent of ribosome. Bases 1 to 333 code for a protein of 110 amino acids. The record is from RefSeq and is a predicted model, not a curated record. The transcript has 3 exons.
AUGUUCGGGCCCUUCAGAAUUACGAGCUCCCUUAGCGGGGGUCUUCUAUGGAAGAUACCUUGGCGCCUCUCCCCGACACAGAAGUUCCGGCAACGGAAACGGUUACGAGCUGUCGACCAGGUUGUUGAGACGUUGAGCAAGGCGCUAGCAAAAAAGGGCGAGACGCUCGCCUCGUUGGAGCGGUGGAAGUCCGAGAUGCCGACCGAGGCACAGAUGCAGCCACGCGACAAGUACACGAUGUUCGACCGGAAAGAGAAGAGAUACCGCAAGGGAAUUCACAAACUUCCCAAGUGGACCCGUGUAUCCCAAAGAGUCAACCCGCCAGGUUACUAG